CGAACGACUUACGGUGACACGAAGUCAAGACUCGAUGCUGUAUUCGUUCCUUUCUAAUCCAGCUAACCGUACUUUUUUCAGACAUUCUCUCAACGUGUAGUGUGGUCCGCGCCACGUUCCCGCCGGCGAGACACACCGACAUGGUGGCUCGGAAGUUCAUCGUUAGCCACAACGACUCCGACUUCCACGUUGACUACGACACCGACGACGGCUUCGAAGUUUUCAAAUUCCAGCUCUUCUCUCUCACCAAUAUUCCUCCCGAUGAACAGAAGAUCAUCGGAGGAGAUGGUGAUCGGGCGGUGUCGGAUGACUCCGAUCUCAUCACAAUUUCGGAGAAGCUUCUUUUGGUAUCUCUCAGCGAAGAGGGGGAGGAGAAAUUGGGGAAUUCUGGUGUGACUUGCAGCUCUGGUAUAGCGCAAUCCGAUGAGGAAUUGGCUCGGAUGUUACAGGCAGAAGAGGAGGCACUGAUGUUUCAGCAAUAUAUUGCCUAUGAUAAUGGGGCCGAAAUGAAGAGGAAAAUACGGCCUUAUGUGGAGCAGGUUCUCAUGUAUGAAGAUCCAAAGCGCCAGGAGGCAGCUAGGAAAACAGUUCCUGUGCUUGAGCUUGAGGAGAAAGCAUUGGUUUCUUUAGCUAAGGAGGGGAACUUCAAACCAUCAAAAACAGAACAAGAUCAUGCUUUCCUGCUGCAGCUGCUUUUCUGGUUCAAACAAUCUUUCAGGUGGGUCGAUGCACCUCCUUGUGAUAGUUGCGGCAACCAAACCAUAAGUUAUGGCAUGGGUAGCCCACUUCCUUCAGAAGCUCUUUUUGGAGGUUCUCGAGUUGAACUUUAUCGGUGCAACUCCUGCUCAACAAUCACUCGGUUCCCACGCUACAAUGAUCCAUUAAAGCUUGUGGAAACAAGAAAGGGGCGCUGUGGGGAGUGGGCAAAUUGCUUUACACUCUAUUGUCGAGCUUUUGGUUAUGAAUCUCGCCUGAUUCUGGAUUUCACAGAUCACGUUUGGACGGAAUGCUUCUCACAUUGUUUUGGAAGAUGGAUGCAUCUUGAUCCUUGUGAAGCAAUAUUUGACAAUCCAUUGUUAUAUGAAAAGGGCUGGAACAAGAAAUUGAAUUAUAUAAUUGCUAUCGCAAAAGAUGGAGUUUAUGAUGUCACUAAACGCUACACAAGAAAGUGGCAUGAGGUUUUGUCCAGGCGAAAUAUUACUACAGAGGCUGAACUCUCUGCUGUUCUUGCUAUUAUAACAAAGGACUGUAGAAAAGGUUUUACAUCUCAAGUGCUUUCUACACUUGAGGAGCGUGAUAGGAAUGAAAUGGAAGCAAUUGAGAGAGAGUACCAUUCUAAAGAUUAUGCUUCAACCUUGUUACCUGGAAGACAGAGUGGGGACAAAGAGUGGAGGAUUUCAAGAUCAGAAUUUGGUUCUGAUGACAAUUCCUCUUUGAGUAGUUCUUCUUGCCCAGUUCGUAUGUGCAUUGAUGAGCAUGUGACAAGAGUUUACAAUGCACUUUAUCCUGUCCUUUAUUCAUUCAUUUUGAACUCUCUUUCUAAAUCUAGAGCUGUUGAAAUCCUCAAGAUGUUCAAAAGGAUUGUUGUGGAGCUCAGGGAUUCCCCUUUUCGAAUGAGGAAAACUUCCAUAAAGUCAGAUUCUAGUAGUGGAAAAUUUUUCGUGGAUCAGAUGCUGCCCUCUUUUGGUGAGUUGCUUGAAGCUCUUAGCCUGAAGAGUGAGUUGGGAACAGAUGGGAGGGUUGAAAUUUGUUUGGCUGGUGAUCCUGUUAAAACCUCGUUAGCGUUGCCUGUUGUGUUGGAUGGGUUAGAUGAUGCGAUCCACAAUUUUAGCAACUGUGAGAACUUUGGUAAAGAUUCCCUCUCAUUGCCACUUGUGAAGUUAAACAGAAUAUGUUCUGGUUUUGUCCUUGCAAGUGGCGAGGAGCUUCCUUUUGGAAUUGCCACAUCCGCAUUUGAUGGAAUUCAAAAGUCUAAAUGGGAAGAACCAAAUGGUGCAAGAGGUUGUUGGAUUAUAUACAAAGUAAACAAUAAGAUGCAAGAACUUGUGGCAUAUGAGUUGAUGUCAGCUAAUGAUGCUCCAGAGAGAGAUCCAAUGGAUUGGGUUGUCGAGGGAAGCAAUGAUGGGGGAUCCAGCUGGCGUGUUUUAGAUGAGCAGUUCUCUCAGAGGUUUGAAACCCGUUUCCAGCGUAAAACAUUUAAGAUUAAUUCAGUGGGUCUUUCAUCCAAUGCAUUCAGGUUCAGGUUUCUGAAGGUACGAGAUGUUGAAGCAACUUCUCGUCUGCAACUAGGUAGCAUUGACCUCUAUGCAAGAAGCAGUUAAGAGCCUGCAGUUGAGAUUGGGAGCCAGGGUGCUUUGUCAUUUCGUUGGGAAAGUCAUAAACGUUCCAUAGAGCGACUAAAGAAAAAGUUAUGAAUGGUUAUUAUAAUUCAUCUGCCUGCAUUAAUUAUAUUUGUGCGGCCAAAGGAAAAGGGUCUGGUCCCACAAUCUGGAGUUUCAGUAGAGGCCAUGUUGCUUCUUGAUCAUAUUUCUUGAAAGGUUCAGAAAGCAAAAGCAAAAGAGAACUGGAAGAAUAAUUAGUCAUACUUAAUUUUCAAUUGAUAUCUCAAUAUCUCAAACUACUUUGGUUGUUGAUCGUCACGAUCAUUCGUUCAGAUUUUCAAAGCUGUAUCAUGUUCGAUGUGGGACCUGGAAUGUGCCUCAAAAAUGGCGUCCUGAGAGUGUAAAUUGAAUUGUCAUUUCUAUGCAAUACCGCUUCUGCAAUGAUGUAAGCUUCGAUAUACAGGUUGCAGCUUCUGAAGUGAACAACUGGACUACUAGCAUAUAGUGCAAGGAAAAGCUUUUUACCCUUUAUGUUCCAAA
Molecule: messenger RNA, 2861 nt
Organism: Vitis vinifera (wine grape)
Lineage: Eukaryota; Viridiplantae; Streptophyta; Magnoliopsida; Vitales; Vitaceae
Product: peptide-N(4)-(N-acetyl-beta-glucosaminyl)asparagine amidase
Exons: 17
Coding region: 141-2321 (726 amino acids)
Biological process (GO): protein deglycosylation; protein quality control for misfolded or incompletely synthesized proteins; glycoprotein catabolic process
Cellular component (GO): nucleus; cytosol
Molecular function (GO): peptide-N4-(N-acetyl-beta-glucosaminyl)asparagine amidase activity
Source: RefSeq, a predicted model, not a curated record